GUUAAUGAUUGACCAGAGGCCCAUUUCACAACUUACCAAGGGUCAGUUUGUCAUCAGCAUGUACAAGCUCGGUCCUCUCCAAUCCUCACCACCUGUCAGCUCCGACCCGGAAGGCCCCCCCAGGCAGACUACGGCAUGAUCUCCACAACCGAAUGGCAGAAGAUUGGUGUGGGCAUCACCGGCUUCGGCAUCUUCUUCAUCCUCUUUGGAAUACUCCUGUACUUUGAUUCCGUGCUCCUGGCCUUUGGAAACCUGCUGUUUCUCACUGGCCUGUCCUUCAUCAUUGGCCUGAGGAGGACCUUCUCCUUCUUCUUCCAACGGCACAAGGUCAAGGGCACCAGCUUCUUCCUGGGGGGUGUGGCCAUCGUGCUCCUGCGCUGGCCGCUCCUGGGCAUGUUGCUGGAAACCUACGGGUUCUUCAACCUCUUCAGGGGCUUUUUCCCUGUCGCCUUUGGCUUCCUGGGCAGCGCCUUCAACAUCCCCUUCCUGAGUGCGCUGUUCCGGAGGCUUCAAGGCUCCAGCUCAAUGGUCUGA
Elephantulus edwardii (Cape elephant shrew) is the source of this 534-nucleotide messenger RNA. RefSeq names its product golgi transport 1A (gene GOLT1A). The record is from RefSeq and is a predicted model, not a curated record. Gene Ontology annotation, biological process: retrograde transport, endosome to Golgi; endoplasmic reticulum to Golgi vesicle-mediated transport. Lineage: Eukaryota; Metazoa; Chordata; Mammalia; Macroscelidea; Macroscelididae. The transcript is spliced from 5 exons. Bases 136 to 534 code for a protein of 132 amino acids. Gene Ontology annotation, cellular component: endoplasmic reticulum; membrane.